Molecule: messenger RNA, 790 nt
Organism: Nomia melanderi (Alkali bee)
Lineage: Eukaryota; Metazoa; Arthropoda; Insecta; Hymenoptera; Halictidae
Gene: ATPsyndelta
Product: ATP synthase, delta subunit
Biological process (GO): proton motive force-driven ATP synthesis
Molecular function (GO): proton-transporting ATP synthase activity, rotational mechanism
Source: RefSeq, a predicted model, not a curated record
ACCAUCUAGCUAGUAAAAUAGAAACUUUCUCAUUGCCUGUGAAAGCUAGCACGGUUGUUAUACUUAUAUUUGACUUCCUCUGACUGCUACGAAGGGUUCGAGACUGUCUACUUAUAUUUGUAAUACUCGCUACAAUUUAAUUGCAGUUUAAUAUAAUUAGUUAAAUAAACGGACAUUAAAAUGGCUACACUCGCUCGUAGCUUACGCCCCUAUCUGAGAUACGUUCGCGGUCGAAGAACUUAUGCUGAUGCUGCUCCUGGUAGCAGUAAUCAGAUGAAGUUCACCUUAGCUGGAGCUAAUCAGGUAUUUUAUGACCAAGUUGCGGUCAGACAAGUUGAUGUACCAUCCUUUUCUGGAUCCUUUGGUAUUUUACCAAAGCAUGUACCUACAUUAGCUGUAUUAAAACCUGGAGUAGUUACAGUAUAUGAAGAAAGCGGAACAACUAAGAAAGUAUUUGUUUCUUCUGGAACAGUCACUAUAAACGAAGACAGUAGUGUACAGAUUUUAGCAGAAGAAGCUCAUCCUGUAGAAGAUCUUGAUUCUGCAGCAGCUAGAGACCUUCUCAGUAAAGCUCAACAGCAACUUUCAUCUGCAUCUUCUGAGAAAGAUAAAGCUGAAGCAGCCAUUGCAAUUGAAGUUGCAGAAGCUCUGGUACAAGCUUCGCAAUAAACAUUACAUAAAAGUUCUGUAAAUGUAAAAAAUUUCUCUGUUAAACCUUAGGAGAUAUAUUCAACACACUUCUGUCACGGUAUUGUAUAAAAAUAUAGUAAUAAAAAUAUAUCACUAAGUA